AUGUCAACCGUACAAUCUACCCUCCAAUCCCCCUCCCCGCCAUCAACCUCCACUACGCCAGGACACCCCCACACCUACAACCUCAUGGAAAACUACAUCCCCUGCAUUCACCCGCUCUGCUCCGAACACUACCUCCUCUCCUCUCUAUCCCCCACCUUCUACACAACUCAAAAACCUUACGGACUGCGCCACAAACGCGGUCUCUGUCCGUCACACGCCUACAAGGAUUUAAAAGCUGCCAACGACGCCUGUCGCCGCGAAUGGGAAUCCAUGAGACAGAACGCGGGGCGGAAGAACCUGUCCGUCAUCGCCAGCGAACACGAAGCCUGGAUCUGCGCGCUUGACGUUCAGCGAUCGGGUGAAGCUGCAGAGCUCGAGGAUCGACAGAAACAGCGUGUGCUGGGGUGGGAGGAUCCAACGUCACCGAUUUUGUCCGUGUCAGUGGCACCGCUGGUGGCGCUGAAGACAGGGGGAAGUGAGAAGAGUAAGCCAGUAUUAGAACAGUGGGAUUGGCGAUAUAUGCCUAGGCCGUGUACCCGCAAGGGUUGUAAACGGAAUUGGUAUUCGCCGUUUUCGGCGACCUUGUAUCAAUGGUAUCUGCAAGAAUGCAAAUUCGGGCUUACAAUGCUGGAGACUUUAUGUCCUGAAUGCACUCGCGCGGACAUCGAGGCCUUAGUAGAGAACAUCGAGAAGAAGAAAGCGAUAAAGGAAGAGGAAUGGGAAAUUUGGCUUGAGAAGGUUCGAAAGGAUCGGGAGGUAGAGCGGGCAUUUUGGGAGCAGGCGCAAAGCAGAGUGGUGAAGGAACGGGGCAUGAGGUUUAAAGUUGUUGAAGAGAAGAAGGAACUGGAGUUGGAGGGUAAGGGAUUUGAGAUGCUCAAGGAGUUGUGCGUUGUAAUGUGA
This is a messenger RNA of Lindgomyces ingoldianus, 900 nucleotides long. RefSeq lists its product as uncharacterized. The coding region runs from base 1 to 900 and encodes 299 amino acids. The record is from RefSeq and is a predicted model, not a curated record. NCBI's taxonomy places the organism in Eukaryota, Fungi, Ascomycota, Dothideomycetes, Pleosporales, Lindgomycetaceae. The transcript has a single exon.